Messenger RNA from Plasmodium vivax (malaria parasite P. vivax), 4533 nucleotides. RefSeq lists its product as hypothetical. NCBI's taxonomy places the organism in Eukaryota, Apicomplexa, Aconoidasida, Haemosporida, Plasmodiidae. The coding region runs from base 1 to 4533 and encodes 1510 amino acids. The record is from RefSeq and is a predicted model, not a curated record. The transcript is spliced from 2 exons.
AUGAAACACCUCGCGACGACGCACGUAGGCGCCGCGAACAAGCUCCGUUCCUUCGCCGCGGACCGCCUGUUCGUUGCCAUUUCGACGAACUACUGCAGCAGCAUCUUCGACUUGAUAGCCAAGAAAAAGGAGCAGUCGGAGAAGAGGCCUAAAAAGGGGAGUUGCCUGCAAAAUGGGAAAGCCAGUGGGGAUGAUGACCCCCCCCAGGGGGAUGUCACCAAAUGGAGGACACACCCAAACGGGGUGAAUAUACGCAUCAGCAGAGCAGCAAAAGGAGAAAAACUUCUACAGGAAGGAACUCCAGUGACGGGGGAAGCAUCCUCCAUAUUGGAUAGCCACGAAAAAUGGGAAAAAGGAACACUUAAGGAGCUUCCCAAUCUGGAGGACAUCCCCAUGGGAGAGGAACCCCUGCACAACAAUAAGGGGUACCUGCUGAAGUACAUAAGGCAGUUGCAACCAAAUGACAGCAUCAAGAGGUAUAGACUUGCAACAAAAUACGUGGUGAAAAAUGUGAGCAGAUUUCACGAAAAUGAAUUGCUCUUCAUAUUAAAAAUAUUUGCAAAGAGAAAAUACAAAAACUUACCCCUCCUGCAGUGUACCAGUGAGUAUUUCUACUGGCAAUGCAAAAUGAAUAAAGGGUCCCAGAGGAGCAUCUCCCACUACCUUCAUUUAUGUGGCCUACUAAAUUAUGUGCCAACGAGGGAGUACAUAAAAACGUAUAUAACCCUGUUUAACUACUGUAAGGGGGAAGAGCGAAAGGAUAGUAGCUUCCUCUUCUUCAAUCUAAUCGAAGAGGAGAUAAAUGAACGCCACAAAGAUUUGAAGCAUAUCAUUUUGGUACUCUCCUUUUUACACAAAGGGAAAAUAAAAAAUGAAACAUUCGAUGUGUUGCUACACAUGUGUUGCCACUACGCUUGUCAUUUGUCCUUGAGGGACACCUUCCUCCUCCUGAGGGUUAUCCUAACGGAGGAGAGCUGGAGGAACAAUUCGGACUGCAUAAAAGACCUGCACCGGAAUGUAGAGAGGCACUUCGAAAAGAUAACCCAGGGAGACUUUACCAGUUAUGUGAAGAUGCUUCUGCAUAAUCAUGUCCCCUUAGAACAAACCUUUUUCCUUUUCAUUAGGAAAUUCAUGCACAAGCAUGGGGAGGGGUUAUCCCCAAGUGCUGUUCUUUCCAUCUUGAAGCUCCUAAAAAGGGAAAAAUUUAAAGAGACAACCAUUUUGAAGGAAGCGCUGCAUGUCAUUCGAAGCAACUUCUUCCACUACACGUAUGCGGAUGUGGUGUACGUCGUUAAGAUGCUCACCCUUUUAAACCACUUCGAGGAGUCUUUUUUUUCUUUCCUCUUGGAGAAGUUUGUGCCAUUUGGGGGUGCUCUACCGAUUGGCGGUUUAGUUCCGACGUGUGGGGGCAGGCCCUCCACUUGCAAAGCGGUACACACAGGUGAUGAUGGGGAGCGGCCUUCCCGUGGGCAACCCCACUGGAGCGCAGUUGGACGGGCGCACCUCCAAAAGGUGGAAGAGCGGGAUGAGUGGGAUGAGCGGGAUGAGCGGCACCUCCUGGUCAGCCCCGUCCACCGCUUUGCCCAAGUACCACAGAAGAAGGGACCCAUCCAUGAACUGUCCCACCUACCUCUCCAUUUGCACGAACAGAGGGUCAGGAUGAAGCUAGAAGUUUGCAACAUAGUUGGAGGGGAAGAACCCGUAGCAAGAGACACACAAAUGGGGGAAGUCCCCUUCGGUGUGCAGUACCUGGAGAUGUACCUCAGCCUGUUUGUCUACCUGGGGACCUGCGGGCAGAGGGCCUCCGACGCGCUGCUCCGCUUGUCCCAGCUGAUUCGCCAGUGUCUGAUUAAGGGCGGGGGGAGCGGCGAUGGUAGCAGCGGUAGCGAUGGAAGCGGUAGCGCCAAUGCUACUCAGCAGGCCAACCGAUUUCAUAUCAAUCUGCUUAAGCGCGGCGAGCCCCGGUUCGUGUGCCUCCACGACGCCAUUAAGGAAGUUAAGAAGGGGGCCAACUUUGCACUUUUUCCCCUUGACCGAAGAACCCCCGUCAAGCAGAGUGCAGGGCAAAGUUGCUCCCCCCCCCAGCACAAGCCCCAAAAAAAGAGCAAAGCAGAUGUACGCCAACACAGUUCUGCGCACCACCCUGCCGCUACCCCCACUGGGGGGAACAAAUCCUGUCUGAGAUUCUCCUACAAGGAGAGUGAAAAAAUAAACUUAGAAAGUUUAAAAAAAAAAAAAAAAAAAAAAACUAUACAUGGAGGAGACAGAAGCCAGGACAAAAAGGACGUCUCCGAUUGGAAGUACCUAAAUGUAGAGAUGUUUCGGAAGGCCAAACGGUUGCACCUUUCUGGGGAUCAAAAGGGCGGUGGCCAGACGGGGGAAAGAGGUUGCUAUGAGACGACAGGACGAGGGAAAAGGGACUCCGCCGUGGCGAAAUAUUUUGGAGACGUUCACCCUGCUGCUAUUCGCCUUCACAACCGCAGGCUUUUCCGGAGGCACUUCGACGAGCUGCACCCAAGCGAGCGGUACACCGAGAAGGCCCCGCCUAAGGUGCGCCCGAAGAGCGGCCCGAAGAGCGGCCGGGACCUGCGCCUGACAAGGUACAAACAAAUAAGAAACCUGCGCAAUGUGUGUUUGAGGAGGUACGCCCAGUUGUUCAGAGGGGCGUCGGACGAGGCACUGGAGGGAGUAGAGUGGGGGAGCAAAACGGGGGCAGCCUCAGGGGAGGACGGCACGUGUUCACCCGGAAAGGCAUAUGAGCAGACGUACGAACUGCCACACGAAGAGCUAUGCGAACUGCCGUAUGAACCCCCCCUCGACAUGCUGGCCGACGGCAAGCUUAUCCACGUGGACGACGCCCUGCUCGUGGAUUACACCCGGUGCGAAAAUAAAGGGAAGGUGGCCCUGCGCAAGCACAGCCGCUUGGUGCGGAAGAGCAACCAGCUGACCCGUAAGGAGUACGCCAAGAGUGGUGACCCCGUAGAGGAGCAAAACUGGGGAGAAGACAACCCCUCUGGGGAGUUAGUCAAAUGGCUGUACAGAUAUAAAAACUGUUUAAGUCUCUUCCCGGAUGGGAGGAAGAGCGAAAUUCACCUCCUCGAUGGGGACAUAAAGCAGCUGGGGGAGUGCAUGCAGAAGUGGUACCAGCAGAGCGUAACCAAAAAGGAAAGAAUUACAGAGAAGGAGAGGGGAAAGGGAAAAGCCCAAAUAAGUUUAAAGCACAUGGCUCUGAUGACCAACGUGUGUAGCAGUCUGUACCACUUUGAUGAAGCCCUCAUUGAUGUGAUUCUCUCCCAAGUGACGAAAGUGCUCCGUUGGUUCUACACAAGGCAAAAAUGGGAAGAAAAAAAAAGAAUGGAAUCCCAAGAGUUGCAAAGAUGUCCCUCCGUGAGAGAGACCUACCAGUGUAUGUGCCGCUUUACAAACGUGUGGAAAUUCAUAACAGUCUGUUUGCAAAUCAAUCGCUUCGUGCAGAACGUCCUGUCGUUGGACCACCGGCACGGAACAGUCACCAAGCUGGUGCAUCUGUAUGGGAAUCCCUAUACCCUGCUUAACUUAAAUCACCUCACAUGUGUAAUGAACCAGGUGGAGGGGCUGUCACAACAAGUGGAGAGACCCUCCCUAAUGAAAAGGUUCCUCCUGCAGUACCUAGACAUUUCAGCCGUUACUAAUAUGUAUUUCUUUUUUUGCAAAAAUUUAUUCAUUCUGGUGAUGAGCGGUUGGGGCAAUUUGAUGGAGGACGACUUGCAGCUUCUUCUCACCUUCACCUACUCGAUGCUGACCCUCCAGAGGGACUACGCCCGACAGUGGAUUGCCCAUUCGGAUGGUUUGGGUCCCUCGCCGUUCGGGGGAAUGGCUCGUCGGGGAAGCAUCGAAGAUACGACGUUUCUGCGGUGUGUAAAUUUUUUCGUCGUGUUCGUUUGUGCGGCGUAUCCCGGGUGGGGGGGGAAAACGAGGGGGGCAUCCCCGCGGUUGGGAGAGGGCGACUGGAGCGUCGGUCGGAGUGAACGCGUCGGCCAGAGUGAACGAAGCUGCGAGGCAGUUCGAGGCGACGUCCCCCCCGAAGCUGCGCACCGCGUUGACAUGCUCGCCAUUUUGGCCCUCUCACUUAGGUAUGUAAAGUUGUUCAUCCGCGCGAGGGACUUCCCCCCCCCGGUUAGAGGCAAACGUGAGGACCCCACGCGGAUGCACCUGGGAAGGCAAACGGGCAUGAGCACACACACGAAGGCGCGCACCAACGCGCAGGGUCAACUGCUCCCCGCGCUGCAAUUUUACUACCUGCUCAGAAGGACCGUUCGGAAGAGAAACCCGACGGAGAUAAACGAGCUGACGUUCCCCGAAGUUUUCCCCGCCUUCAUCACUAAAUGGCUAAACCAGGAGGGGGUAAAAGAAAUGCCCAUGCGCGAGCUCUUCCCCGUCGGCCGCCUGCAGCGUUGGUCAGUGGAACGCUCCCCGCUGAGCGACUCCUCCACGCCUAGCUCCCACGUCGAUACAACGCUCUGCCAACAUUUCUUCAAUUUUUUUUUCGUUUAA